CGUAUUUUUCUUUAUAAGCGGCGAAAAACGAGAAGAGGAAACAAACACAUUUUUUUUUGCGCUGAAAAAAUCAAAAUACUAUUGUGAUCGAAGGGGGUUUUGAUAUUGCGCGCCAUUUUUUUUUCCAAAAAACAAGGGGGGAAAUUUGAAACAAAACAUGCGCUGGCUAAUCUGGAUGCUGAUUGGCCUUGCGGCUAGUGAGUGUGUCAGUGCUGCUUUAAACUCUACAUCUGCGGCUGUAUCGACAAGUGUCUACGAUGCUGUUGGCGAGCGACGCUUAGCGACGGGACUUAAACGCAAGCGUCCGUCGGUGAACCGACGUCGCAAAACGUCGAAUGUCAAUCGUCGAACGCGUUCCAAAUUGGCGAAAAGUUGUGGCGGUCAAGUGGGUAGCGUUCUACUAGAAGAAUGGUUCCGAUUUUGCCAGUUGGUAUUCACCGCGUCCGUCGAAGACAUUGACCGUGAACGCGGCACGGUCCGCGUCUCUAUGCGCCGAGUGAUCCGCUCGCUAUCGAAUGUAUCGGACUGGACGGUCGUCAGCUUUUUGGCGCCGCGGAACCAGAACCAGCCGUCGUUGGUCGGCCAAUCGAAUGCGCUAGAUCCUUUGCCCGCCGCCGACACGACCAACAGCCCACUUAUCAAACCGACGUUGAUCUUGCACGAUUUAUUUGACGCGCGCGAAAAUUCGUGCGUGCCCCAAUUCCGCAUCCGCAUUCACGACGUCCUCCUCUUUCUCGUCCAGAUUCACCCACUCAAUCAGACACUUCACCUGGUCUCGGCGCCGUUGCGUAUCACCCUACGCAAUCUGAAACUGAUCCACACCUCACCCGGGUCGCCGUCAUCAGAUGUGCCUUACGACAGUCGAUCGGUUACAGCGCCUUCGGUCGCUAUCCUUGAAGACAAACCAGAUCCUUGCGUCGACCUCAAGUGCCCACCGGGAGCCAAAUGCAUCGCCGCCCCCGACGCCAGUUCCGCCACCUGCCAAUGCCCUACCAAAUGCUCAAGCUAUGGUGACAGCGUCGGUUCGCGGCCAGUCUGUGGCGCAGAUGGUAAAGAUUAUCCAAACAUGUGUGAACUGCACAAAAGCUCUUGCAUGGCAAACCGAAGGAUUGACGUCAAAUUUCAAGGAGCUUGUGAUCCUUGCGCCUCGGUUGAAUGCCUAUCAACAUCCGUUUGCGUUCUGGAUUCGGAGAGAAAAGCUCAUUGUCGUUGCGGCGAUACUUGUCCUUCCGAUUUCCAGCCUGUGUGCGGAUCGGACGGACGGAGUUACAGCUCUCAAUGUCACCUGAUGCAGGAAGCGUGCCGUUCCCAGCGACAACUGCGGAUCCUUUAUAAGGGUCUGUGUGAAUCCGGUGUGCAUCCGUGUAGUAAGGCCGGUUGCGAAGCCGACGAGGAAUGCCAAGUGGAUGAAAAAGGAAUGCCGCAAUGCCUGUGUGUGGGACCCUGCCCGCCAAUCCAUCGGCCAGUUUGCGGCUCGGAUGAAAUGACUUAUUCAUCAACUUGCGAGCUCCAGCGCGAAUCCUGCCUCAAGAAGCGGAAUAUCACGUUAUUAUACGAAGGAGUUUGCGGCUCUUCGGAGGCGUGCAACCAUUUUCGUUGUCCAACGGGAGGAUAUUGCGUCGAAACUGCGUCAGGUCAGCCGAGUUGCCACUGCCCACUAUGCGGCGGAGAGUGGGAUCCCGUUUGCGGCACAGACGGCGUUACCUACACCAAUCCGUGCCGUCUUCGCUACGAGUCGUGCCGCCACAACAAGAGCCUCUCCGUCGUCUACAAAGGCCUUUGCAAUUUGAUUGAUGACACAAAAGAAACAGAUGGAUGCGACAAGAAGCGAUGUGACUUUUACGCCACAUGUGAAACAGACGAACUGGGCCGAGCUGAAUGUGUCUGUCCCAAAGCAUGCGGCAAGUUGGCUAACGCUGAAGUCUGCGGUACAGACGGCAUCACGUAUCGUAACGAGUGCGAGCUGAAGCUGGCUGCCUGUCGUAAUCAACAGUUCAUCGUCGUAGCUUCGAAAGGCGAUUGCGACUUGUGUAAAAAGGUGCGCUGCGAAUAUGAUGCUCGAUGCGAGGACGGCAUCUGCGUAUGCCCGACCAACUGCCCAUCACCUAUUGAACCGCCAGAUUCUCAGAGGGUUGGCGAUUUAGGAAUUUGUGCCAGUGACGGGCGCACCUACUUGACCGAAUGUCACAUGCAACGUGCAGCAUGCGAUCACGGCCUUGUGCUGAAAGUACUUCACACAGGACCCUGCCCAACUCCCCCGGCCGAUCUCAUCCUGGCCGCUUCGGACUAUCAUGACUCGUCUAGUUCCAUGUCAUCGCCAUCUCACAACUCUGCUCCUCGAAAAUGCCACUGCAACAAGCAAGGGUCUGUGGAUGGUGCUUGCGAUCCGGUGACAUUACAGUGUCGAUGCCUUGCUGGUGUAGGAGGCAGGAGUUGCGAUCGAUGUCUCUCGGGGUACUGGGGUAUCCACUCUGUUGGAAAAAACGCCAAUGGCUGCGAACCUUGUGAUUGCCAUCGACUGGGAUCGAUCCGUGCCGACUGUGAACAAAUGACGGGUCGUUGCGUCUGUCGAGCUAAUGUCGUUGGCCUAAAAUGUGAUCGCUGCCACGACGGACAACUGGUAGAUAAAGUGCCUGGUGGAUGCGGGGGAUACGGUGGUAACGGCGGUGCAGGAAGCGAUUCCGACGACGCUUUGGAGAGCGAAUCGCGACAUUGCUCCGAUUUAACUUGCCGUUUCGGCGCCAUCUGUCAAGACCUUCAGGGCCAGGCCGUUUGCGUCUGCCCGAUGGACUGUCCGGUGGCCAGCAGCGCUGAGCAGACGGUUUGCGGCUCCGACGGCGUUAGUUAUGGCUCUGAAUGCGACCUUCGUUUGGCCGCCUGCCGCAAGCAAUUAAACGUGGCCAUGGCCUACGAGGGCCCUUGCUCCGAUGAUAUUAUCAACACUUCUGCCGGAAUGUCACCACUCGUGGCCGAGUCCGAAGCGGCCGUCUCCAAGGCCACUCGACACGUCCAAGAAACGGACGUUGCUCUACUCGACUGGGGUCGCCGAGACAUUGUCUCGCUCAGUCAAGUCGGAUCGCAACAGGCAAAUGAGUACUACGGAUUCACACAGCCCGUCUGGAGACCGACGGCGAGUAGCGUCCAUGUCCGAGGAUUCCUAGGUGAAUCUUGCACUGACGAUAGCCAAUGCAAAUCUGUUGCAAACAGCGGCUGCCUAUUUGGUGUAUGCGGUUGCUCGGACGGAUUCGCCCAAGACUCGGAUCGUAAAUCUUGCGUCGCAAAUAUUGCGUUAACUUCUGGAUCAGAAGAAUACGGACCUACAAGAUUAUCAUCUUGUAGUUCUUUCCCAUGUUUGGGAGGUGGGACCUGCCAACCACUCGGCAUGGAAUCUUUUGUUUGUAUUUGUCCAGCUGAACGAACGGGAUCGCUCUGCGAGCGCGCUCUUUCUCAAUCAGACGAAGAGAUCGUUCCGGCUGAAACACCUGCGUUCCAUGGUCAGUCGUUCGUCGAACUGAAGAAAAUGAAAGCUCACGAUAAAUUCGCUAUGGAAAUUGAAUUCAAGAGUCUUUUGACGGACGGAAUACUGUUGUACGCGCAGCAGAGGAAAGAUUUCGACGCUGAUUACAUCUCGCUGGCUAUCAUAGCAGGCCAUGUCGAAUUGCGUUUCAAUCUUGGAAACGGCCCUAUAGUACUUCGUUCCCUGCAACCAAUACGCUUGGGUCAAUGGCAUCGUGUAGUGGCUCAGCGUUACAGACAAGAUGGUUGGCUACGUCUGGACGAUGAUGAAGAUGUAGCCACUACGUCACCUGGAGAACAUUCUACCCUCGAUUUGGACACGAACUCGUUUCUAGGUGCCGUACCUUCCCAUCUAGCGACGGCCAGAACAUACGAUCGAAUUGGGACAGCGUCGGGUUUCGUAGGCUGCAUGCGUCGCGUGAAAAUUGGACGUCGCUCGGUGAUUUUCCGUGUGCCUCCCGAAGGCCGUAAAGUGUCGCGAAGGAACCGUCAAUUUGAGGAAAACAAACGACGAGGCAAUACGAUUGAGGGGGUGAGCAAAUCGUCAGUAUCGACUGUAGUGAAGAUGAACGGUAUAACACAAUGCGGGGAAAACCCUUGCUGGAAAACGCCAUGCGCAAACGGGGGUACGUGUGUUUGGAAAACGGGCGACAACUUCACAUGCGUCUGUCGACCGCAAUUCACUGGGUUAACGUGUGAGAGUGCACUCGAUCUCUGCGCCAGCUCUCCUUGCGCUGACGGUUCAACUUGUAACAGUUCGAAGAAUCGUUUUAUGUGCAAAUGUCCUCCCGGCAGGAAAGGAUUUCUCUGUGAUCAGCAUGACGGGAUGAAGCACGAAAUCCUUGUACCGGAAUUCAAUAUCAUUCAUUCGUCAACGCCAGCGUCCAGUUAUGUAUCAGUGGCCCGUUCCUUCCAAGUGAGCCAAAAUUUGGAUUUGGAAGUAUGGUUCCUCAGUCGUUCGUCGGAUGGCAUGCUGGCCUAUUCGGCACGGGACGAGAACGGUCGUGGAGAUUUCAUCUGGCUGGCGCUUAUUGGAGGCCGAGUGCAGUUCCGUUGGGAUCUAGGCAGUGGUGCCGGCAUCGUCACUUCUCCCGAUCGAGUUAAACUGUUCAAUUGGCAUCGCGUCUUGGUUAGCAGACGAGGAAAAGAAGCUAGCAUUCGUUUAGACGAUGGUGCCACUAGCGAUGGUCGUUCCUUGGGUCCCCUUUCCGAGUUAAAUUUGGACAUUCCUCUCUUUAUCGGAGGACUAAGACCAAGUUUGGUAUUGCCACGUGAUGUCCCCAAGUUGGACAAUUUGCAAGGCGCUGUUCAGAGAGUUAUCGUUAAUGGCGAAGUUUUUGAGAAGCUGAUGGAGAGUGAGGCCGAGCAGCAAAAUGUGGCCGUUUAUAGAGGCCCACCCUGCGGUCAUAUGCUCGCCACGCAUCCGUCAUCGUUCCGCACUUCGGCUCAUCCUGUCAAUAGCAGAGAUUCGUCAUCGCCUUGCCAAAAUGGUGGUGUGUGUCAACCACUCCUGGCCAGCUACAUCUGCAAAUGUCAAACCGGUUUCCUCGGGAAACGCUGCGAAAAACGCACGGACGCAGCGGAAAUCACUCGGCCAAUCAAAUUUGAUGGAAAAACUUUUCUAAAAUAUCCAAACCAAUUAAAAGAUGUAACUCUGGACUUCUCUAACUAUUCUCGACCAAAAACGCAAAAUGUGUGGGUGACUAACAAUACUUCUGACGAGCUCUUCGAGUACACUAACGAUACUAACACUACUCUCGAAGCUUUAGAUAUCAUUUAUGAUGGCAUUGGGCAUUUUUUUAAUAAUGAGAGUGGUAAGAGCCAACGGUCCAAUCGGUUUGAGUUACGUUUCCGAACGGAAGCUGAAAACGGGCUAAUUUUGUGGCUGAGCCGGGGCCAUUCGCUGCAAGCCGACUAUUUUGCCUUAGCUAUCGUUCAUUCGCGAGUUGAACUCAGUUUUAUUGGGAAACAGUCCUCUUUUCUUUCUGCACGAUCAACGGUGAAUAUAAGCGACGGUCAUUGGCACACGGCUGUGGUCGAGCGUAAGAAACGUUUAGGUAGCAUCAUUGUCGAUGGAGAGAAGGCUGUCCGAGUUACGGCCGAUCCAGGGGCCACCAUCCUGAAUAGUAAUGGGAAACUGUGGAUUGGUGGCAGCUCAAUACUCCCACCUGGUUUGCCUUCCCCAUAUUAUGAAGCAUUUGUCGGAUGUAUGGAGUACGCCAAAGUGGAUCGACAUUAUUUGGAUUGGCAUCGUCAUGGAGACAACGCCAUUCUUCACUACUGUGAAGCCACCUGAUUUGCGGAGAAAGCUAAAGAAGUGGAGAGGUAACUUGUACCAGUUACUGCGUUAAUAGAAGGAAUACAACUCGCUACCGGCAAGCAAUGACAACCACGAUCAACUAACUCAGUACUGUUUAAAAUUCUUUCCCACUUCCCUAAACUUUUUUUUUUCGUUGUACAGUGUACAGACAUGACGUUUCUUACAUCAGCCAAAGUGUUGUAAAACAAUGUUUCCUUGUAUACAAAGGUAGGCAAACAAUCCAAUGCAGGUGGCUGUUUGAAUUGCCUACAUUUGAAGGAACGGUUCAUAAUGAUAUGCCUGAAUAAAUUUUUCGGACGCCAUGUUGGCAAUACUAAUUCGUAGAAAUACACAUAAUUUUGGAUAAUCUUA
Molecule: messenger RNA, 6187 nt
Organism: Daphnia carinata
Lineage: Eukaryota; Metazoa; Arthropoda; Branchiopoda; Diplostraca; Daphniidae
Product: agrin-like
Biological process (GO): multicellular organism development; cell differentiation
Molecular function (GO): protein binding; calcium ion binding
Source: RefSeq, a predicted model, not a curated record